Messenger RNA from Gloeophyllum trabeum ATCC 11539, 2954 nucleotides. Its product is annotated as ARM repeat-containing protein. The transcript has 9 exons. The coding region runs from base 26 to 2824 and encodes 932 amino acids. The record is from RefSeq and is a predicted model, not a curated record. Gene Ontology annotation, cellular component: nuclear membrane; cytoplasm. Gene Ontology annotation, molecular function: small GTPase binding. Gene Ontology annotation, biological process: protein import into nucleus. Lineage: Eukaryota; Fungi; Basidiomycota; Agaricomycetes; Gloeophyllales; Gloeophyllaceae.
AGCUCUAUACACCCGAUUCGCUUGGAUGGCAGAGAUUCAAUCAUUGCUUUCUGCUUUAGAUGUCUUUAGUCGGGCGCCCGACAAGACCUCGUUGGACAGUGCGAAUAAUUGGCUGCAGGAAUUCCAGCAUUCUCCGGAAGCAUGGUCAACAUGCAAUGUACUUCUCCUCUCUCCAGAUGCGCCACCAGCGGCGAAGCAGUUUGCGGCCCAAACGUUUCGGAUGAAGGUCACGUACGAUCUCCAUCAAGUAGAUGAGGCAAAUCUCCUCUCCCUGCGAGACACCCUUGUGACUGCUAUCGAACACUAUCACUCCGGGCCCCGUACGAUCCUGAUCCAGCUCUGCCUUGCGGUCUCAGGUCUUGCUCUACAAUUACCUGCAUGGCGUAAUCCGGUCGAAACAUUGAUCGAAAAGCUUGGAAAGAAUCCUGUCACCGUCCCUGCUCUGCUGCAUUUCUUGACGGUCCUACCCGAGGAGUUGACGACCAAUACCAAAAUCCCUGUCACAGACGACGAGUACAGGGAAAGAGCACAGACAAUCCUCACUGCAAAUGCGAAAACAGUGCUGGACCUCCUGUCCAUGUACAUCCAAGCCUCUGGUGUUACGUCUGCUAUUCAAGCGCAGAUCUUCAACUGCUUGCGCAGUUGGCUCGUGGCGGGUGAAAUAUCUGCUCAGGAAAUGGCUGCUACACCCCUUCUGGGGUAUGCAUUCGAAGCUCUUGCCUCCGAUGAAUUAUUUGAUGCCGCCGUGGACGUUAUAUGCGAUCUUAUCCACGAGACACAAGAAAUCGAGGACAACAUGCCGGUCAUCGAAGUGAUCGUGCCCCGUGUCAUCGCUCUCCGGCCCAAACUGCAGGAGGUGAAGGACGACGUCGACAAAGUCAAGGGGUACGCUCGAAUCUUCACUGAAGCAGGGGAGACAUAUCGUCUUCUGGUCCUGCAGCACACCGAGACCUUCUUCCCGAUAGUUGAAGCUAUUGGAGAAUGCUCAGCAUACCCAGACUUGGAUGUGGUUCCCAUCACGUUCCACUUCUGGAUGAGACUUGCUCAGAGCAUCGGAAAGAAACCAACGGUUUCCCCGCUGUUCCUCGAUGCAUACAAGACUCUCAUGGUUGUGAUAAUUCGGCACCUCCAUUUUCCGACUGACAUGGAGACACUGGUCGGGCAAGACGCGGAUGAUUUCCGGAGUUUCAGACACAUCAUGGGUGAUACUCUCAAGGACUGCUGUUAUGUUUUGGGGACGGAAACCUGCCUGAUGACGGCGUACGACAUGAUUGUUAAUGUCCUGGCUCGCGGUCCUAGUGGUGCAUCUUGGCAGGAAAUCGAAGCGCCCCUCUUCUCUAUGCGUUCUAUGGGUGCAGAAGUUGACCCGACGGAUAAGAAGGCUGUUCCGAAGAUAAUGGAUCUAAUCCCGACACUUCCAGACCAUCCCCGGAUUCGCUAUGCAGCUCUGCUCAUUAUUUCGCGAUACACGGAGUGGAUCAACGCACAUCCAGAAUAUAUCCAAUUUCAAUUGCAGUAUAUAUCUGCUGGCUUUGAGGCCGCGGAUGCGGAAGUGAAUGCUGCAGCGGGUCAAGCACUUAAAUACCUUUGUCAGGACUGCAGGCGGCACUUGGUUGAUUUCUUGCCUCAAUUGCAUACUUUCUUGAGCUCAGUAGGCGCUAAACUAUCCCAGGAAGACAAGAUGCAAGUUUAUGAAGCCAUUGCAUACGUUAUCUCUGCAAUGCCCAUGGAACAGGCUGCUCAAUCACUCCGCACGUUUUCUAUGGAUAUCCUUGCCAAAGUUCACGCUAUCGUAUCCAAGGGGUCUCCUGCCACCAAGCAAGAGUUACAGGACGUUUGUAAUGGACUGGAAAACUUGGAAGUCAUGUUGCACGUAGUACAGUCUUUCGGGGAAGAGUUGCCACCGUCAUGUCAAAACACUUGCCAUGAAGCAUGGACUAUCUUCGACGCGUUUCUCGCGGAAUAUCAGGCCGACUACGAAGUCUGCGAACGGGCAACCCGUGUGCUUCGGCAUGGCAUGCACUUCUUUGGGUCUGCGGUGCUCCCCAUUGCACCUUCAGUUCUCGCAAGGAUGUCCACUGCAUUCGAGAGAACAGGUCUACCAAGUUACAUUUGGAUUGCUGGGAAACUCAUCAAUAGGUUCGGAAAUGAGGAGAAUCCCGAGCUAAGGAACGCAUUCCGCGAUACAUACGAGCGGUCCACGACGAAGGUUGUGUCGCUUCUGCAACUGAAGGCUCCACAGGAUAUGCCAGACGUCAUGGAAGAUUAUCUUCGCCUCCUACUUCAAAUGAUUGACUAUACUCCUGAUCUAUUUUUCCAAUCAUCCGCCUUCCCUCUGGCCUUCCGGAUAGCUAUGGCUGCUCUGACCAUGAUUCAUUCCGAUAUCAUUUUCGCUUCACUGGAUCUAUUCCGUAUGAUGUUAACCCACGACUGCUUGGAUCCGCCUGCUGUCCCACCUCCUAAAUUCCCGAUUUACGCAGCCGCCAUACGCGCCGUCGUCGAGAAGGAAGGCCUGCAGCUUGUGGGCUACCUGUUGUCAGGUCUAGUGGGCGACUUUCCGGAGGACUCGACUUCCGUUGUGGUCACAAUAUUCCGCGUGCUUACUACGCUGUGGCCCACCCAAAUGCUUUCGUGGUUACCUCAAGUACUACAACAGCUACCAACAUCCGCCGCGCCUCAUCAAGUUAAGACCCAGUUCUUAGCAGACGUCACAGGGUGCAUAAAUUCGAAACAGCCGGACAGGGUGAAAUACGCAAUGCUCGCACUCCAUCGGGCCUCGCGAAGGGCGCGAGACCGGCGUCGAAUGGGACCCCUGGAUUCAUAAUGUGCUGUGCCUAUAUGGUGCACGUCGCCUGCACCCGUCUCUGUGUUUUGGUAUAAUUAGAAGUGCAUCUGUAAUGAGUAACUGUACAUUACCCAUGGAUGAGAAACCAUCUGAGAAAGUCUAAGUCAGC